CAUUAGGAGUAGAGAUAACGCACGAAUACAGCGGCCACAGGUGCAUUUUACAUUUUUUUUAUUAUUAUGCGCACCCUUACCCUACACCAGAUUCUCCCGGUACCCUAGCACAGUGUAAGAGACGAAAGGUCUUGGUCCGGUCGGGUCCGAGUCCGCUUCCCCGAGUCAUCUUCUGCCACCCGCCUCCCCGUGAGCUAUUGGCCUUUCCUUACUCUCGCCGCCAGCCCGCCGGUGCGCCCUCAACGGCCCGCGGCUUGCCGGAAUCCGUCCCGUGUCGAUCGUCAAGUCCGAGCACCGCGGGGAUGGGGAAGAAGGAGGCCCGGGAGGCAGCCUCGAGACCCUCGACGAUUGGAUUCACUCGGCCGCCUCCCGCUCCAGUUCAAAACGGGGUACGUAAGGGGUUUGUUGUAUUAAAUCUGGAUGGCACUCCCGAAGACGUAAGAAUAAGUUGGCGUGCCACUGUCGGCGUACAGAUUGUGGUGUUUCAAUUCAACGCCAGACCGAUAUCAAUUUGGUCACGAAGCCAGAAGAAGUUGCAUGUUGCCGCAAUCUGGACACUUCUUAGUUACUUGCAUUUCGGAGGGAAAUGGCUUUGUGCAGUAAUUCAUGGGCCAUCUGGCUACCUAGAUGGAUACACAACGCAAAGCACAGGAGAAGGUCUCAGAGUAAAAGAAAAUAUGUCUGAUAAGAAAGGAUCUAGAGGAAUAUACAUAGAAAGGUCUGAGUUGCUUCCAUGGGACGGUGGCUACAUGUACGCUGCGAAAUGCCGUGUUGGACAUUUGGGUUUGAUAAACUCAUUUUCAAGCAUCUAUAAGACUGUUCAAGGCAUUGGUCCCGAGCUUAAGGAUCAGACAGUGAUAUCCCAUGGAGAAACACUCAUCCUCCAUAUCUCAGAGGCAGGAAGGUCUGACAUUUUAUUUUCUUUUAUCGAUAGCAAUUUCAUCUCCGGAUGCCUCCUGGGCAACGACCUUCUUUAUUCCGCCAGACACUGGAGGUCGAAAUCUGAAAAACCACUGCGCAAAAUGGAGGAAGUAUAUUCACCUGAGCUUGCGGAUAAGAGUAAAGGAAGGAUGAUAAAUCAAGGAGCCCCCAGGUCUGAGGGUAGGAGGAUAGCUAAGUUUGCUGAUAAGAAGAAAGGAAAUAUGGCAGAUGAAGGAGCAAAGCUGGUAGAUAAGAAGGGAAGGAUAGCAGAUGAAGAAAAAGAAUAUGGAGUUGAGCUUGAGGAAGAAUUGUCUGUUCUCGAAGACAUCAGACUGCUCCAUAGGCCGAAUUACACACGUGAAUUGUUCUGCCUGGAUAAGAUGGUUGUACAUCUUGCUGCAGGGCGCCCGGUGAGCAAUGCAUUAGAAGAAUAUCUGAGGCCCCGGGCGUCAGAUCCGGAUUCAGAGUAUCUUGUCACGCCAUUCAGCAAGUUUAGUCGUUCCCAGGAGGAAAAGAAAAAAGAAACUAACCCAGACAUUGAGAAAACAACUAGCGACAUGAAACGCCUGCGUGCUAAGUUGUCAGAUAAUCUGCAUAAAAGCCUAAACGCCGUACCCAAUGUUAACAUGGCAGUAAACAGAGCAGGCAUUGCAAAUCUUGGAAAUACAUGCUACGCAAGUUGCACUUUGCAAUCUCUGCAUUCGAUUGGGGAACUCAAAUCUGCAUUGUAUAGCUAUCCAGACGAUGUGCAGGUUAAUGAGGAUCAAAAAUCACAUAAUUUGACUAUUGCCACGCGAAACAUGUUCCAUGAGCUUGAUCAAAAUACUGGUACUGUUCAGCCCCAGCACUUCUUACAGACGCUACGGGAAUCAUCCCCACAGUUCAAAGAAAAGGAAGGUGAUGGGUACAGGCAACAGGAUGCCGCGGAAUGCUGGACACUUUUGGUGAAUACAAUUUCAUCGACUCUUACAACACAAGCAAGUGAUCCAGCAUCUGCACCAAUAAAAAAUAUUUUCAAGAUUGAUCUUCUGGAGAGGCACCACUGCACAGCGAAUGGUGAGGAUAAAGAAUACAAAAAUUCAGUUUAUGAUCUGAAGUGUUCUAUCUCUGAUCGUGUACAUCACCUCAACGAAGGACUUAAGCUCCUACUUAAAAAUUCAGUUCGAGCGUGCUGGUAUCCGAGAAGGAAGGCAAAUAAAAAUGAAAAAUGAAGUGCAAUAUCCAUUGGAGUUGGAUGUUCUCGACUUUUGUUCAGCUGAGCUCAAAACUAAAAUCCAAGCUUGUCGACAGUUGAUAGGUGCAGAAAAUGCUGGGUGCAACUCACUGAGUACUCAUGUGGAAUCAUCUUCAUCAGAUAUGUACAAAGAUGGACCUUCACUGACUGGCAUGUACGAUCUGAUAGCUGUGGUGAGACACAAUGGGGAUACCCCAGAUUCGGGACACUACAUUGCUUGGGUCAAGCAAGAGGGUGAGUUGUGGAUUCAGUAUGACGAUGCCAUGGCAACCAUGCAUAUUAGUCAUGAAGUGUUGAACUUGUGUGGAGGAGAACUUGUCUCUUUUAAAGUGUUGAACUUGUGUGGAGGAGGUCAGAUUGCGUAUCUGUGCCUAUACAGAGCUCGCGUUGUUCAAGGUUGUCUGGAGUCAGCUCGUGCCUAGUUGGUGUUGAAGUCGACCAGUGGAGUAGCUGCUGACUGAGUGCCACUGAAUGUGUCGCCCCUUGCUCCUACACACCUGUACUCUCUAUACAUACAAUGUGUGCAUCGGAUGUAAUACGUACCAUUCAGGAGAGUUCCACAAUUCUACUUCGUAUCAGAGCCUUGUGACCUGUGAGACUUGGCCAACUCAUAUGUAAUGAUACUGCCAACUUGGCUGGCAACAAUUCUAUUUUCCUUUGGACUUAUAAUUGCGUUACUCUCUGCACAUUUCAAACAAGCACCUCACACUUGGUCCCCA
Messenger RNA from Triticum aestivum (bread wheat), 2874 nucleotides. RefSeq lists its product as uncharacterized. Lineage: Eukaryota; Viridiplantae; Streptophyta; Magnoliopsida; Poales; Poaceae. Gene Ontology annotation, molecular function: proteasome binding; cysteine-type deubiquitinase activity. The coding region runs from base 303 to 2132 and encodes 609 amino acids. The transcript is spliced from 12 exons. Gene Ontology annotation, biological process: proteasome-mediated ubiquitin-dependent protein catabolic process; regulation of proteasomal protein catabolic process; protein deubiquitination. The record is from RefSeq and is a predicted model, not a curated record.